AUGGAAUUGACAGUUGCUCAACAACAUUUAUUUAAUUAUUUUAAAAUUGUAUAUGUGACGACAAAAACCGAAGCUUUAGAUGUUCUAAAAGAGAUUAUGAAUACGAACGUAGAUAAUCAUAAUUUAGCAAAUGAAAUAUUUUCACUGAAUAAAGUUAUUAAACAGUAUGAUUUUGAAAUUGUAGAAUGUUUUUGUGAAAUUACCUCUGAAAAACUUUUGAUUCUUGUUAAUACUACAAACGAUGAAAUAACGCAGAAAGCAAAAUAUCAUGAUAAAACUACCCUUCAAUUUUUUUCUGAAAUUAUUAACAAUUGUAUUUCCUCUGAAGAAGGGUUUCUUACAGAAACUCAUUGUCUUAACUUAAGUGUCGAUGUUGGACUGUCAAAAACUUCAGCUGAAAGUUGUCUGAAUAAUUUGAUAAAAGACAAAUGGCUAAAUUCUAGGAAUGGAACCAUUUCUUUAUCGAUGAGAACAAUUAUUGAAUUAGAACAGGAUAUUAAACAUUGUUACAGUGAGAUUAUUAAAACAUGCACUCUUUGUAGGAAAAUUAUAUUACAAGGAUACAAUUGUAUAAAUUGUAAUGUUAAAUAUCACUUCUUUUGUUUGAAAAAAUAUGUUCAUUCUCAAAUAAAUCCUUGCUGUUUAAAAUGUGAGUCAUUUUUAGAGGACUUACCUGAAGGGAUCACACCCAAACAAUCAAGAAUUAAUAAUAAUACAACUUCUCUUAGUCCAUGUCGAAAAAAAAGAAAAGCUUUUUGA
Pediculus humanus corporis (human body louse) is the source of this 759-nucleotide messenger RNA. RefSeq names its product Non-structural maintenance of chromosome element, putative. The record is from RefSeq and is a predicted model, not a curated record. Gene Ontology annotation, biological process: DNA damage tolerance; double-strand break repair via homologous recombination. Gene Ontology annotation, molecular function: ubiquitin-protein transferase activity. NCBI's taxonomy places the organism in Eukaryota, Metazoa, Arthropoda, Insecta, Psocodea, Pediculidae. The transcript has 4 exons. Gene Ontology annotation, cellular component: Smc5-Smc6 complex; nucleus. The coding region runs from base 1 to 759 and encodes 252 amino acids.